Messenger RNA from Prorocentrum cordatum, 2601 nucleotides. NCBI's taxonomy places the organism in Eukaryota, Dinophyceae, Prorocentrales, Prorocentraceae. The record is from the annotation of a GenBank genome assembly.
AUGAUCGGGUCGCAGAGGUCUGGAUCGAAUUGGCUGCGGACGAUGAUGGACGAGCGCGAGGACAUCGCGGGCCCGCACCCGCCGCACAUCUUUGACAACUUCGUGCCCAUCCUCGACAAGUUCGGCGACCUGGGCCGAGCGACCAACAGGAAGGUCCUCGUCGAUCAUGUGCUGACUUUCGUCGAACGAAACCAGGUGCCAUGGACCGACAGAAAGGGUCGCCUCCUCACCUUCGACCGGGACCAGGUCUUCCGCUCGGUGGAGCGGGAGGCGGAUACGGAUGCCUUGUCUGGGAUGGAGAUCCUCAUGGUCAUAUUCAACGAGGUCUACGACACCCAUGCGAGAGCCAAUUUCAAGAGAACAUGGUUGUGUAAGUCCAUGGGGAUGUCGAGGUACCACGAUACGCUGCUGAAGUUCUACGGAAAGGAUCGCCUUCGUUACAUUUACCUGGUUCGCGACCCGCGCGACGUCGCCAUGUCGUUCAUGAACACUCCUGUCGGUGAUUGCCACUACCACGCGAUUGCCACCAAGUGGGUGGGGCUCCAAGAGAGUGCUCUGAAGAUCGCCGACGCCUGCCCCGAUAUGGUGCACGUGCUCCGCUACGAGGAUCUGCUGCAGGACAAGGCUCGUGCAAUGAAGAGUCUCUUCGCGUUCGUCGGCAAGGAGUGCUUCGCGAUCACGAGACAGAUAAGCUCCUCGUCCGUGUUGGCGAUGCGGGACCUGGAGGCCAAGUGUGAGGACGCCAGGUCUGGCACCGAGUCGAAAAAGGCGGCGGGGUUAUCGAAGCAAUUUUGUAACCUGACUCUUGGCGACGACUUCGCGAAGGGCCAGUUUGCGAAGUGGCUCCACGGCGCGCCGCCCAUGCCCACGGACGACGUGAUUCUCGUCGAGAACGUGACGUGGGACACGAUGCAGCGCUUGGGUUACAUGCCGAGCAUCGUGUCGGUGACGCAGGACCCCGCAGCCUACUCGAAGAGUGAGCUGGAGACGUUUGAGAAGCUGAACAGGAAGGGGAUCGAAAAGAUGAACGCCGACCUGGAGGAGGAAGAUCCCGAAGACGCACGCCGCCGGAGAUCGUCGGCGGAGGUGCUCGCCUUACCGCCGGAGCUUAUCCAGAAGCAGAUGAAGCGGAGGAGUGCGAGCUCUGCGCGGCUGCUGGAGCAGGUGGCGGCUGAUGGGCUCACAAUCGAGAUCCCGGGAGGCUUGACCUUGCGCUGCGCGGCGUUGUCGCAGGCGGGGGACCACCCCAUCAAGAGGCUCCCGAACCAGGACGCGUUCACCCUGACGGAGGGCCGUGUCGGCGACGCGCAGCAGUGGCUCGCCGUCUAUGACGGGCACGGGCCGCUCGGCCGGGAGUGCGCCGCCUUCGCCCGCGAACACCUUUGCGACGCCGUCGCCGACCGCCUGGGGCGCGGCGCGGCCGGCCAUGUGGCGGCCGCGGUUGAGCAGGCCGAGGACGUUGGCGCUGCUCUGAAGGCGGCGCACGCCCUCGUCGAUGACAUGCUGCGCGAGGACGAGUCCAUCAACGACCAGGAGUCCGGGACCACGGCGAUCUCCAUGUACGUCAGCCGCGACCGCUGCUACAUCAGCAACGUCGGCGACAGCUGCUGCUUCCGCGGCCACGCGGGCCCAGGCGGCCAGCUCGUCGCGGAGCCGCUUUCGGAGGCCCAGGACGCCAGCCGACCUGACGAGGCGGACAGGAUCAGGAGCUGCGGCGGGAUGAUCGCCACUGCAAGCCAGGUGGACGGCUCCGAGCCUAUGGACCCAGGCAUCGAGCCCACCACCGAGCCCAUGGAUGACCGGACUGGAGAUGGCCCACCACCGCGCGUGUGGGCGCCAGGGCGUCCGCAGCCAGGCUGUGCGUUCACGCGCUCCAUCGGCGACCGCGCCGCCAAGCUCCUGGGCGUCGUCGCCGAGCCCGAGCUGAGGAGUCAUACGAUCACGAGAGCUGACAAGGUCUUCGUCCUCUGCAGCGACGGGAUUUCGAAGUACAUGACGGCGCGCGAUUGUUGCAGCAUGGCCCUGCAGCACGACGACCCAGUUGCCGCGUGCGCAUCAUUGGUGGCGGAGGCCCGCAGGCGGUGGCUGAGCCACGGGGACCGCGUUGACGACAUCACAGCACUUGUUUGCCUCGUCAGCCCACGUAGCAAGGGCGAGAAGCAGGACGCCCGUGCAGAGGAUGCGAUCUCGCAGCAGGCGGAGCAGAUAAGCUUGCGUUUGGCUGCUUGGGCGAUCUCCAUGGGGUUCGCGAGCGGGUUUCUAGGUGGCCUCUGCGGCAUCCGUGGGCCCCCCAUGAUCAUCUUCUUCCUGCACAUGGUGCUCCCGAAGGCCGUCCAGAAGGCGAACGGAGCUGCGAUCACUGUGGUCAACGUAUCGAUGCGUAUUUUUGGAUACGCAGUGGAUGUUGCGACAGGCAACAGCACAGCCGUGAUGGAGGAUUGGCCGCUCUACGCUUCCGUGGUGUUGAUUUCGCCUGUGGGUGUCGCCAUUGGCGGGCGACUCUUCGAUCGCACGAAAGAUUCCCAGGCGAAUAUCAAAACCAUACUCGCGAUGCUGCUGGUGUUAUGCGGCAUCAGCCUGCUCAUCACUGCCUUUGGAUGA